Molecule: messenger RNA, 1315 nt
Organism: Mytilus californianus (California mussel)
Lineage: Eukaryota; Metazoa; Mollusca; Bivalvia; Mytilida; Mytilidae
Exons: 3
Coding region: 3-347 (114 amino acids)
Source: RefSeq, a predicted model, not a curated record
UAAUGGUUACACUUUACUAUGAUAUCCAUAUAUUUUUUAUUUUAGAAAUUACAGCAACCGAAAAAGAUUCUUAUGUUAAAGGUUAUUCAGUUCCUGAGCUAAUUGGAAGCUUUACCGGAGGUGUUCUGUUUGGCUUUAUUUUGGCAGUGAUUAUCUUUAAGAGAAAGGAAAUAGUGUCGAUAAUGACAGGCAAAUGGAAUGCAACAGAGAAAAGCCAGUGCCCUGACCAACAGUAUGAUGAACUUGGCAUGGAAAAUGUAUCUGCAUAUCAAGAUCUGUCAGGGCCUUCUACCCAAAAUACAUAUGAUCAGAUACAUACAGCAUAUAUCAAUACAACACCUAGAUAGUAACGCGUCAUUAGAUUGAACACAUGUUAACAUUUGCACUCAAAACACUUUUAAUUUAAGAAGUCCUGUAUCAUUUUUACAUCAAUAGCUAUAAAUCAUAUGUAUUCAUGCAAAAGAAACGAGUAUUUAGAUCCUUGUUCAUUUGCCUAUGCCGCUGAUUCUAAAAUGAGUAGAUGAUGAAGCUUUAAUAACAAUAGAAAAAUCAAUGAAAAGUGGAAAUAUAUUUGCACUGUUUGCAGAGGCUGCUAUGUUGUAAAUAAUCCCAUUUCCCGCAAAUUUGUAUUUCAGAUAACCAAAGAUUAUUACGAAAAUACCACAAGUAACAUCUGUCUCAUAUUAAAAUGAUUUCCAGCUGAAACCAUCAUUGUCAUAUAUCUUCCAUAGACAUUUAAUUAAAAAGAAUUCAUCUCCAGUCUUUCAGUCAAUAUUCCAAAUCACCAAUUGGAAAUAAAUUCAGUGCCAUUCCGUUACUCACUUUUGAUAAAUUAAGACCGGUUCACCCUAUUUGAAAAACAGAUAAAUAUGAAAAUUGACUGAGCAGUGCUGAUGUUACUACAGAAAAAUAUCCGAACAGUAUCGAAUUAACUGGUAGGAAAAUAUAGGGAAAUCUUUAAAAAAAACAACACUUUUUUGUAUAUUGCAAUAAAGUUUUGUAAACAAAGUUACAUGUACGCAUUUAUUAAGUAACAAUAUAAACACUUAAAAUUGUAGAUUUUAGAUUUGUUGACAAAUAAUAUGAUAAAAUAUACUUAAGAUUCACGUUUCGUAUAUUUUGUUGUUUGCUGAAUAGAAAGAUGAACUUAAAACAAAGCAUUGACAUAUGGACCAUAAUAUAUUUGAAGCUGUCAUAUUCGUUUUUAUAAUGAUAAUAUAUCAUGAUAUUGUUAAUCAUGUAUUCACUAACCCUGUAUUUUUUUAUUACUUUCAUUCAUUUAUUUUUAUAAAUGUAUAUUUAUUUUACUGUUUAA